AACAUUCAGUUUGACACGAACACACACACACACUUGCACUCUCUUCGAUUUCUCCAGAGAAGAAUCAGAAGCAGAAGCACGGUGGUUUGAGUCGCAAAGAUGACGGAAGCGAUGAUCAGGAAGAAGCCAGGGAUGGCGAGCGUGAAGGACAUGCCGGUUCUCCAGGACGGUCCACCUCCGGGAGGAUUCGCUCCGGUACGGUUCGCCCGCCGUAUCCCUAACAAAGGUCCCAGCGCCAUCGCCCUAUUCCUCACCACUUUCGGCGUUUUCUCUUGGGGCAUGUACCAGGUCGGCCAGGGAAACAAGAUCCGAAGGGCACUGAAGGAAGAAAAAUAUGCUGCCCGCCGAGCCAUACUGCCUGUGCUGCAGGCUGAAGAGGAUGAAAGAUUUGUUGAUGAGUGGCAUAAAUAUCUUGAGUAUGAGGCUGAAGUGAUGAAGGAUGUUCCUGGUUGGAAAGUUGGUGAAAGUGUCUAUCACUCUGGGAGAUGGGUGCCCCCAUCAAGUGGUGAGUUGCGUCCUGAUGUCUGGUGAUGUUAUUUCAGCCAUCACUAUUGACAAUUGAUCUGCUUCCUAUAUGUUGUUUACAUUGUGGUACUUUUGUCCAGUCUCUCUGAAAUAAAGUUGUAUCUGGAACAUCUGUAAUUGUCUUGCUGAAUUCUAAAACAGGAAUGCCUUUUGAUUUUGUA
This is a messenger RNA of Lotus japonicus, 686 nucleotides long. Its product is annotated as NADH dehydrogenase [ubiquinone] 1 alpha subcomplex subunit 13-B. The record is from RefSeq and is a predicted model, not a curated record. The transcript has 3 exons. The coding region runs from base 100 to 531 and encodes 143 amino acids. NCBI's taxonomy places the organism in Eukaryota, Viridiplantae, Streptophyta, Magnoliopsida, Fabales, Fabaceae.